Molecule: messenger RNA, 2588 nt
Organism: Serinus canaria (Common canary)
Lineage: Eukaryota; Metazoa; Chordata; Aves; Passeriformes; Fringillidae
Gene: SYT13
Product: synaptotagmin 13
Exons: 6
Coding region: 462-1757 (431 amino acids)
Biological process (GO): regulation of calcium ion-dependent exocytosis; regulation of dopamine secretion; cellular response to calcium ion
Molecular function (GO): clathrin binding; calcium ion binding; syntaxin binding
Source: RefSeq, a predicted model, not a curated record
CAUCAGCCAGCCAGCCCUGAGAAAUAUUGCUAGAGACAUGAUCAAACACUUGGAUGCACUUUCUGUGAGUUAGCUAGCAAGGCCAGCCCCUUCUGCUGACGUCUUUCCUCUCUAUCACACAUCAGACUUUUCCCAGUGGAGCUGGAGAACAGACUUCAAUGAAAACUGCCUGUUUGCAGCUAUAUGGAGAUUGCAGGCACCACAAUUACUAUUUCCUCUCCCUGACCUGGAGCAGCAACUCCAUCAGCAGGAUAGAAAGGUAGCCUUGUUGCCUAGCAAAGGUGGGAUGAUUUAUCUGUGUGUCUAGAUUGGUCCCUUUGCUGCAAAGAGAAUUGCUUUCAGACUUCCAAGGAGAAUGAAGCCAGGCUAGAAUUCGGAGUGGAUGUGGGAGAGCUGCUCUCCCAGGGAGCAGAAAGAGCCACAGGGUCUCUGUGCUUUCUGUUCCUGUGCAGCACAGGAAAAUGGUUUUGUCUGCUCCAGUUAUAGCCCUGGGGGCUACCUUAGGGACUGCAACUAGCAUCCUUGCCCUCUGCGGCCUCACCUGCUUCUGCAAAUGCAAGCAACCUGGGAAAGGACUCUCAGAAAAGGACCAAGAGGACGAGACGGAAAAUACUAAGCCCAGUGUGCUUCAGCCAGUCCAGCAAUUCAACAUUAAGAAAACUGCAGAGCCAGUCCAGCCUCGAGCACUUCUGAAGUUUCCCAACAUUUAUGGCCCCAAACCAGAAGUAACUUCACCUGAAAUUGUUAACUACACGCAGUACUCUCUGAAGACAACAGAAGAGCCAGCUCCUGGAAAACACACUGCUUUGGAUGAGAACAGGAUGAAGAUACAAGUCAACGAGGAGCUGUUUGUUCUCCCUCAAAACGUUCCAGGCGUGGUCCAGGACGUGUGUGUCACGGAGCACCUGCGGCCCGAGCGGGCAGGCAGCGGGCAGCAGCCCCCCGAGCUGCACUACUCCCUGCUGUACGAGCCCCAGCGCGCCCAGCUGCGCGUGGCCCUCCUGCAAGCUAUGCAUGAUGGAAUGAGUGGGGACCAAGACACUGGCUGCCAUUGCUACAUACUGGGCACACUGGAGAGCAAGUCUGGCAUUGCUGAGGCCCAGACAGAGCUGAAGAAGAAGGUACUUCACACCCUUUGGGAGGAGGUGCUGCAAUUCCCAUUAACAGAGGAGGAGAUGCCAGGAGGAACACUGACUCUCACCCUGAGGAACUGUGACAAGUUCUCCAGGCACAGCAUUGUGGGGGAACUGAAACUGAACCUUGCUGAAAUGGAGGAAUCCUUUGGGAAGGCCCAGUGGGAAAGGCUAAAGAGCCCAGAGAAGGAGCCAUCCACGGGCCAUGGUGAGGUUCUGCUCUCUAUUAGCUACCUGCCAGCAGCUAAUCGCCUGCUGGUGGUGAUUAUUAAGGCUAAAAACCUCCAUUCCAAGCAGCUGAAAGAUCUACUCGGAAGCGAUGUUUCUGUCAAGGUGACACUGAGGCAUCAGUCACUGAAGCUGAAGAAGAAGCAGACCAAACGUGCAAAACACAAGAUCAACCCUGUGUGGAAUGAGAUGAUCAUGUUCGAGGUGCCUCAUGAGCUCCUGCGUGCCUCCAGCGUGGAGCUGGAAAUGCUGAGCCAGGAUGGAGCUGGCCAGAGCCAUGUGCUUGGCAAGUGCAGUCUGGGCUUACACGUCACUGGCACAGAGAGGAGCCACUGGGAAGAAAUGCUGAGGAACCCCAGGAAACAGAUAGCCAUGUGGCAUCAGCUCCACAUGUAGGGUCAUCGUAAUUACUGACAGCAAGAUUCCCACCAGGCCUCAGAGCCUGGGGGAAUAAGCUGGAUUUCAUCUUCCACCUUCACCUCCACGAAAUUGCUCAGCACAGCUCUCUUACUACACCACCCUCCUCUGAUCUUCCUGACCAUUCUAGCCCAGGAAACUGUCUGGAAAAUGAAUUUAAAGGACAGUCUCUCGCCUAAUCAAGUGGUUGUCUCAAACAAAGGAUUGGCUGUCUGGAUGGUUUAUAUUCAUUUUAUUUGCCUGCCCACUGUCUGUUCUGACAGGUCGCUGUUUCUGUAAAGUAGAAGAGGGGAGGCAAGAAGAGCAAAGUUAUCAUUGAAAAGGAAGCCCUUCACUGGCAUCUAGUGCUGUCACCCAAGUCCCUUGAUGAGUGUUGGCUCCAUAAUCACAAACACACAAUUGUUUUAUCAAUCACUGCUUUUCAUAAUGCUCCACAAGAAUGAGAAAUGAAGCUCAGAGAACUGACUGUCAUGGCAGGCACCAAGAAUCAGUAUGAAAAAGAGAGUGACGCCAAAGUGCAGUAAAUGGACACCUAGGAAAAUACACAGAAUGAAGGGAGAGAACAGCAGAAAAAGAAAGGGGAAGACAGUCAACACCCUCAUCCUGUGUAGCCUUUGAAGCAAACACUGUCGAGCAAGAAGUCAAAUACCUUCCUUUACUUUUGUUUCCUGGAGAGUUCGAUACCUUGUAUUUAAGAUUCAUGAAAACUACUGAAAAUAUGAAUGUUUAGGGACCUUUUAGCAGAAUACCUGUACCAUUUAUCUUUUUAAGGUGUCAUCCAGGAAGAUCCUAAAUAAGGACAAAAGUUAU